AUGAAUCCUCAGGCACCGGCACCAACAGGAGCACCGCUUCGAGCAUCGUCUCCAGAUUUCUCUUCACUCUCAUAUGAAGAACUUGAACAAUUAGAAGUUGUUCUACAGAAACAGGCUUUGAUUGAAAAUGAACAAACACGACGUUUGGCUGGUUUACGGCGUACUAUGGUUCAUCUUCAGCAAACAAUUGAUAAUGAUCAAAAACGAUCACGAAAUUUUUCAUUAUCUACUUCAAAUAAUUCUUCACCUGUACAAACAAAUCAACCUAUAUUAACAUCAUCUGAUAUUGUUGAAUGCUAUAUUUGUUUAUCAAUAAUUGAAAUUCAAACAAAUAAUUAUAAUCUUUCAUCACCAAUACUUUGUGCUGAUUGUCAUCGACCUGUUUGUCGACGAUGUGGAAAUUAUACAUCACCAGAAUUUACUCUACCACAUUAUCCAAUACAUUCAGAAAAUCAAAGUCAGGCAUCAAAAUGGCGCUGUCGUAUGUGCAUUGUACGUCGUGAAGUUGUUCGGAAGUCUGGUACGUGCUUGAAUAAAGAAAAAUAA
Messenger RNA from Rotaria sp. Silwood1, 546 nucleotides. Lineage: Eukaryota; Metazoa; Rotifera; Eurotatoria; Philodinida; Philodinidae. The record is from the annotation of a GenBank genome assembly.